AUGACAAAAGAGGAGCAGCACUACGUGAAGAAAGUGCAGUUAAACCAGACUUUAGAAAUUCCAUGCCUUGAGGACAUGACCUCAGAAAAUUUGUCCAAUUAUCCUUUGAAAUGGCUAGUGGAGGAAAAUGGCAGGAAAGAGGAACUCGUGACCAAGGAGCCCUCCUGUCCUGCAGUGUACAGGAAUGGCAGCAAGCUUUAUGGGCAAAGGGUCCUCCUGGGUUUGGAUAAUGCUCUAAAGAUUUUCCCCACCAAAAUCACAGAUGAUGGCAGGGUGUUCUCCUGCCAUGUGGUGUACCACCCAGAGAGAGUCCAGAAGAGCAGCACCACUGUGAGAGUAUUUGCCUACCCUGAGAUCUCUAUUAGCCUGCAGGAGGGCUCAGCUGGCACCUUGCAGAAGCCUAACAUGAGCUGUGUUGUGAGGAAGGUGUUUCCCAAGCCAAGCCUCAUGUGGUACGUGGACAGAGCCAGCCUGACAGAGCAGCCCAGAGAAAUUUCUGUCGAACAAGAAGACUUGCAAGACAGUGAAGGUUUCUAUCAGCUGAGAUCAACACUGAUGUUGCAAGGGACCCAGCAGACACAUAAGACAUUCUCAUGUGCAUGUCUGUUUUCCUUCCUUGGGAAUGAAAAACGGAGUAUUUCAUCAGAAGAGAUAAUUGUUUCCUUCGACCUUGGAAAUUCAGCACUUCCAUCAGCUGUCAUGACUACCUCAGAACAUCAGUCGUCAUCUUCGGCUUUUCUGGAUUUCACAAGUCAAGCAAGCUUGACUCCUGCUUCCACGACACAAGGUCUGAUUUCUACUGCAAAGACAAAAAGCUAUACCAGUGCCACAGCAUUCAAUGAGAGCUUGACAACAGCAUAUUUGAACAAUUUCACUACUGAAUCCCAGCAAAGCCUUGGGAAUACCACGCGCUCCUCUGAGAACACAACCCCGGCGCAUCGUAACCUGUCCUUCAGCAUCACAGACCAGCCAAUUUCGGUUACCAGAGGGAAAGAUUUCCUUACUACCAGCAGUCUACUCAAUAGCACUGGUGGUGUGAGGAACACAAAAGCUGGUCACUUCCCCUGGCCAGCAGUGGUAGCCGUCCUACUCCUCUUCUGCAGUUUUCUAAUAGCUUUAGGCAUCAGGAAAUGGUGUCAGUACCAGAAAGAGAUUAUGAAUAGGCCUCCAUCUUUCAAGCCACCGCCACCUCCGAUAAAGUACACCUCCAUGGUGGAGUCUGAUGGGACUCCCCCAUCCUGCCACGAACUGGAAAACCUGUAA
This is a messenger RNA of Pterocles gutturalis (yellow-throated sandgrouse), 1263 nucleotides long. It is a transcript of the gene CD96, whose product is annotated as CD96 molecule. The transcript is spliced from 12 exons. The record is from RefSeq and is a predicted model, not a curated record. NCBI's taxonomy places the organism in Eukaryota, Metazoa, Chordata, Aves, Pterocliformes, Pteroclidae. Gene Ontology annotation, biological process: cell-matrix adhesion; inflammatory response. The coding region runs from base 1 to 1263 and encodes 420 amino acids.